Molecule: messenger RNA, 3222 nt
Organism: Lodderomyces oxycetoniae
Lineage: Eukaryota; Fungi; Ascomycota; Pichiomycetes; Serinales; Debaryomycetaceae
Gene: SRO77
Product: putative Rab GTPase-binding protein
Exons: 1
Coding region: 1-3222 (1073 amino acids)
Biological process (GO): establishment of cell polarity; regulation of exocytosis; regulation of protein secretion
Cellular component (GO): plasma membrane; cytoplasm
Molecular function (GO): myosin II binding; GTPase activator activity; syntaxin binding
Source: RefSeq, a predicted model, not a curated record
AUGCCGCUAUUCAAAUCCAGAAAGGCACCAUUAUCGUUAAAUUCUUUAUCGAAUGCUUUGAAAACUCAUGGGUCGAAAAGUUUGUCACCCGAAGAAAUAAAUCCCAAAACAAUAGAUGUUAAUGUGAUUAAUCAACUUGGAAUUCCACAAGAUUCCAUUGUUGCAGUAGCGUAUGAUCCGAUCCAGUCCUUACUUGCAAUUUCCACAACACACAACGACGUUCGGGUUUAUGGCCAAGUAAAUGUUGAGGUUGUUUUUGAGUUCAACAUUAAACACCCCAUAACAUUUCUCAGGUUCGUUAAAGGUGUGUACUUGCUAUGCGGAUCACCAGCAGCGGGCUUGACUAUUUUAUCACUAUAUUCAAAGAAAAUACUAGGGAAAACACUGUUCCCAGGAACAGUAACUACAUUUGAGACUGACCCAGCUUUGGACUGGCUAGUUGUUGGAUUGGCUAAUGGGAGUAUACUAUUCUACGACAUUGACAGAAUGAAUAUGACACCUUUUAGAAUUGAUAAUUUACAGAAACAAGUAAUGCCAAAGGAGAAGAUGUCACCAGUUGUUUCCAUCGAGUGGCAUCCGCGAGAUAUUGGAACAUUCUUGAUCACCUAUAAUCAGUGUGCAAUCGUGUACUCGCUAGUUUCAGCAGAGAUCAAAUGUGUUUUAAAGUAUGAACUUUCCAAACAGCAUAGGGCAUUUGGAUACAGCAUGCACAUUGUUAAUGGCGGUAAGAAGAAACUCUUUGGCAGUCAGAAAACUGUGCGUCCUUUUUUAACUGAGGCUCACUUUCAUCCAAACGGUUUGCAUGCAGUAACAGUUCAUAAUGACAAUUCUAUAGUGUUUUGGGAUCUUGAUGGAGGAGUAAUCCUUGAAGCAAGGACAUUAUUUGAGACACUGAUACACAAGGAAGGCAAUCCACUCGAGUUACCAGAGAUCUUCAAUCCAAUUGAGUCUGUAGCAUGGGUAUGCGGAGAAGAUCCAGAGAACACUAAAUUGUUAAUUAGCGGUGGAGACCCAAAAUCUUGUAAUCUGAUCCAUGUUUUAGAUUUUGGCUAUACAUUGAAGUACUCGUUGACUUCUUAUGAAACACAGGGUAAGUUUUAUGCAACGCCACAAAAUGGUGAACGUAAAAUACCAGUCAACUUUUACUUGAAUCGAACGGAAGUCGCAGAAGUAAUAAAAAUAAUUCAGCCAAUAACGAACAACGGGUCACCGUAUUUUCACGGCGGCCACAACCCGGCUCAUUUGUUGCUAGUCUCAAACUUGGGAAGAAUCUAUUUUGUACCUUUUGCAGCAACAGCAACCAAUUCUGGUGGCGCCAGUUCCUCAGACUUGGGAACAAUUAUAUUACCAACUUCUAUUUCAUUAAUUCACCCACCAAUGAGCUACAUUGAUGUUAAGCAAGUUGUCAGAUUGGACUGGUAUAGCAUUAUGUCUAGUAGAGUUUCUUCUGGUACCAACUCCAAAAUGGAGCCUUUGUUAAAAGGUGGUGCACCAACUUCCUUCAACAAUUUACCUAAACCUUUGGGAUAUAACGAUACUAAGAGAAACAUUAUGAUAACGGGUCACGAAAAUGGUCUAGUUAGGUUCAUAGACGUGACAAAAGGUGAGCAGCUGGGGACGGAGAGCAUUGUUCAAAUCAGCCUAAGGGAGUCGUUAUAUGACUAUGACAAUCCUAAUAAUCUCAGAGUAAUGCAAGUUUCUUGCUCUUUUUCAAACCGUCAAUUACUUGUUGGGUUGGCUACUGGUGAAGUGGUUAUUUGUAAGUUUGGCAAGUUUAAAGCUACAGGAAAUGGCUAUGCAAUAAACCAAGACUAUAGCUCGUGUCCUAUGCAGCAUUGUAAUGGAUCGGCUCUGAUUUUGGAUAUCACCAGUAGAAUACCAGGGUCAGUAGCGCUGUCAGCUACAUUCACCCCUAUUAAUUUGUUGCGCUUGGAUCCAUCGGAACAGAUAUCAGUAUUGUUGAUGAGCGAUGCUGGAUUUGCAGCAGUUGGAUACAAGUCAGGAAGGCUCGUUGUUUGUGAUAUUUCAAGAGGACCAGCGGUUAUAUUCAAUUUGGCUAACAUAAAAGAAAAUUUGGUUUCUGUUACGGGAAAUUGUUAUGUUACAUCUUUAGAGUUUACAAUAAUGGAAUAUGGUACCGAUGGUUACUCGUCUCUUAUACUAAUAGUUGGUACAAAUGGUGGUGGAAACUUGUUGUACUACAAAAUCAUGCCGAUGGGCAAUGGUGGUUUCCAAGUAGAGGUUGCAGAUAAAACCACCCACCUUAAUCAUAGAAGCUCCAAUGACGGCAAUCCUGAAGCUUCAAAAAUACUGCAAGUAUUGCCAAUAGAGUCUCAAUAUGGUUUAUCUGCUGUCGCAGAUCAAGAAAAGUUUAAUAGGUUGGUUGAGGGAAUACCAAUACCAGGUCUUGUCAUUACUGUAUCAGAUAGGGAUAUUCGCGUAAUCAAUAUACCAAAGGCCAAGCUAGCUCACAAAGUUAUGGAUGACUCAUGUUUGAAGGCAACAGUGGUGCAGUAUAAAGAUAAGGGAGUUGUUUUGGCGGUUUUGGUAAAGACCGGAUUUAUAAAAUUAGUUUCUUUACCAGCUCUUCAAGAUAUAGCCAAUAUCAAAUUACCCAAAGAAGUGUAUCUGAAGUUACAGGUAUCAUUAGAAUCAGGGACCGCGUCUCAAUCGGACUUGCUUCUGUCGGGUGAAAUGUUUUUGAGAUUAACUACAACAGAGUCAGUGUACAUAUUAGCAUAUGAAAAACUGCGUCAAAAGGGAGGUUUUGAGACGGAUACAUUGUUCAACCCGGAUUUAAUAAUUCCUCCACGGCCAGUUGCAAGCACUCUACUGUGGGCCAAGGGGCAAAUACGGUAUGUAAGUGUAAAAGACUUGACUUUGUUGAUAGCAGGACCUAAUCGAAAAGCACCAAAAACCGAGGAGUCCAAGCUAGCGCAUCAGAUCAGUCCCGAGGCAAAUCCACAAAACAACUAUGGUGGAUAUAAUCCAAAACCAAAAGCUGAGAGGGGAUAUAACGAGCCAGUGCGUAGAAGUACCGCAAAUCAAGGGUACGGGUUUGGAGGUCAAGGCUUGGUGAAAAGCUUGCAGGACGGUUUGCAAAGUGCAGAAGAAACAAUUAACGAUUAUGCGAAUAAUGCUACUGAGGCUUUUACCGAGGGCUAUGAGGAUCAGAAGAAAUCAUUCUACAGUUCCGCUUUAAAGAGUAAGUUUGGCUUUUAG